Molecule: messenger RNA, 4153 nt
Organism: Sinocyclocheilus anshuiensis
Lineage: Eukaryota; Metazoa; Chordata; Actinopteri; Cypriniformes; Cyprinidae
Product: myelin regulatory factor-like
Exons: 28
Coding region: 449-3598 (1049 amino acids)
Biological process (GO): positive regulation of DNA-templated transcription; central nervous system myelin maintenance; protein autoprocessing
Cellular component (GO): endoplasmic reticulum membrane; nucleus
Molecular function (GO): sequence-specific DNA binding; DNA-binding transcription factor activity
Source: RefSeq, a predicted model, not a curated record
UGAGCGCGCUUGACUGAAAGUGGCUCGAGCGCAAAACCCACUCACAGGCUAAUUUUAACAGAAUUAAACAUCUUAUCUAACUUCAAAUUACACUUUCGCUUGAAAUAAAUCUGUAGUUAUGUAUCGUGCGUAUAAAUAAACGAAAUCCUCGGGGAAAACUGGAAUAUGCCUCCACCUGACAUUCAAAGGUAAAAUCUCCUCAGAAAAGGAAUUUGUGUUUUACGCAAGAAACCGUUUUGUUUUUUUUUUAUUAUUAUAUUAAUGAAUAAUCCAGAGGAGAUAUUGAUACCGAAUUCGUUCCGGGGAACUCAGUGGCGUGUUAGUAACUUGUAUAAAGAUAAUCGUGUGUCAGGACGGGAUGAUGAGAGUUUGAAGCGCACGCGACUCCCGCCGCUCCGGAGGAUCCGUCCGUUAACGUUCAUGGAGUUUAUAAGCGGGAGCCGCUAGAAUGGAAACCGUGAUUGAUGAAACGGAGGCCUUACAGAGAUUCUUCGAAGGUCAUGAUAUUAACAGCUCUUUGGAGCCAACAAACAUUGACACGAGUAUCUUGGAGGAAUACAUCAGCAAAGAGGACGACAGCACUGAUAUCUGUUUCACAGAGGUCCACAGCACCCCGGGACCCCAGUAUCCCUUGCCCCAGGCCGGGGCAUCUUCUUCAGGGGGGGUAGGGUGUGGCGUGAGCCCCCCCAUCCCCCUGCGCCAGGGCGCUGUCCUGUCUCUGCCCCAGCCCUGCCAAAACCCCUACCCGCCUCCACCACCGCUGAGUCACCUCAGACACAACUACCCCUGUCUGGGGCAACAGCAGAGCCAAACACCCCAACACCAACAGCCACACGUCAAACCAGACCACCGCGGACAGUACGCACCGGGGACGCUACCCGAGUCCCCUCCUGACUCCAGCUCAGAGCCAUAUUCACCCCAGCAAGCCAACGAUCCACACAUGCUCAGGACAAUGACGCCCGAGAACAUGUGUCACAUGACCAGUCCUCCGCCUCUUCCUACACACCCCCACUAUCCCAGCAUGCACCGGGACAUGUACCUUAAGCCAGAGCCCAUGAUCUCACAGUAUGCGAUUGGUCCAGUCAGCGGCGGGGGCGGAGACAUGCAACAGAGUCAGAUGCUACAUCAACUCCUGCAACAUCCACAAGGACCAGAUGGGAUUCCCGUACAUCCAGCAAAGAAGAGAAAACAUUCAGACUCUCCCAACAGCACUAUCAACUCACAGAUCCUCACAGGCAUCAUCAAACAAGAGCCAGGUUUGAUGCAGGAUGCAGAAAACUCAUACCUGGAUCCAAACUACCAGUGCAUAAAGUGGCAGCCGCACCAGCAGAACAAAUGGACUACAUUGUACGACUCCAGUGGAAAAGAACUUCCGAUGCCUACAUAUAGGGUGGAUGCAGAUAAGGGUUUUAACUUCUCCUUGGCUGAUGAUGCAUUUGUGUGUCAGAAGAAGAACCACUUCCAAGUGACCGUGUACAUCGGGAUGCCAGGAGAUCCCAAAUAUGUCAAGACCAGCGAGGGGCUACAGCCCAUUGAAUGCUUUUACCUGAAACUCAAUGGGGUCAAGUUGGAAUCGAUGAAUCAGUCCAUUAAUGUGGAACAGUCACAGUCUGACCGGAGCAAAAGACCCUUUAAACCAGUUGUAGUGACAUUGCCGCCAGAGCAGGUGACCAAAGUAACGGUGGGACGUCUCCAUUUCAGUGAGACCACAGCUAAUAACAUGAGAAAGAAAGGCAAGCCGAACCCAGACCAGAGGUACUUCAUGCUGGUAGUAGCUCUUCAGGCUCAUUGUCACAGUCAGAGCUUCACAUUGGCGGCUCAAGUCUCCGAGAGGAUCAUCGUCAGGGUAACCGCUGCGUCUAACCCAGGUCAAUUUGAGAGUGACAGUGAAGUGUUGUGGCAGAGAGGGCAGAUGCCGGACUCUGUGUACCAUCACGGCCGGGUGGGCAUCAAUACUGACCGGCCGGAUGAGGCUCUGGUUGUCCACGGCAAUGUGAAGGUCAUGGGUUCCCUUGUGCACCCUUCUGAUAUUAGAGCCAAGGAGAAUGUAAAGGAGGUGGACACCACUGAUAACCUGAGGCGGAUUUCCCAAAUGAGGCUGGUGCAUUAUCAGUAUAAGCCUGAGUUUGCAGCCACAGUGGGCAUUGAUGCCACUUCUGAGACUGGGGUCAUUGCUCAGGAGGUCCAGCAGAUUCUGCCGGAGGCUGUGAAGGAGGGAGGAGACGUGGUGUGUGCUAACGGAGAGACCAUCCCUAAUCUACUGGUGGUCAAUAAAGAGCGGAUCUUUAUGGAGAACGUGGGAGCAGUGAAGGAACUCUGCAAACUCACUGAUAAUCUGGAGACUCGCAUUGACGAACUUGAACGCUGGAACCGGAAGCUCGCCAAGCUGCGCCGGCUAGACAGCAUGAAGAGCACCGUCAGCGGAGGCACUGUCAGCCAAUCAGGAAGCUAUUUUAGCAGAACAGGAAGUGGCCCACUCAAGAAAAAAACAGCUAAGCCAGGAAGCAAGCGGUCCAACCCAGAGCAGGGCUGCCUGAGUCACAGAUUCAUGCAGGGCACCAUCCUGGCGCUGGUCAUCAUAAUGGCCUUCAGUGUCAUCUCCAUGUCCAUCCUCUAUGUGCUCAAUCUUCAACGCCAUGGAAGCAUAAGUGAUGUUGAGGGUGUUGUUUGUAGCUCUGCAUCUCGCUGCCUUCUCUUCGUCUCUUGGACGCCCUUCCUCACUGCAACCGUCACAUUCUGUCCAUCCUUCUGUCUGUGGUCUCGUUCUGCUCUGGGUUCGGCUCGUCAGGCUUCUUUUUCCCGUGUCAGAGUGACCACAUCCACUCUCUCCCCAGACUCCACGUCGCCAUCGUUGUCCAGUCACCCGCCCUGCUGUCCUUCAACAUCUGCCACAACCAAUCAAUCAGCCACUAUCGGUCUGUUGCCAGGCAACAACCAAUCCACUCCUGACUCCAGCACUGGCGUUCCCACCCAGGCCACUAUUAACAAGAAGGCAAAGUCUCGGCUGCUGGACAAAGACAGCCGGAACAAGAACCGUCUGAGUCACACGUCGUCUCCUCUGUUCCUCAGUAAAGGCAAACGGCCGCCUCAGCCUCCAGAGCUGAGCGGAGCAACCAAACACUUGCCUGGUGGACAACAGCCACCGUCCCGGAGACAGCGCAGUAUCAACACACAGGGUGGAAAUCCACCAGCGUGUCUAAGCAAACUUCACAUUCUCGAGAUGGAUCAGGAGAUCAGAACGCUUGAUUGUUCCUCAUCUGAGAGCUGCAGCUUUACUGUGUUUCUAAAUGGAGACAGAAACUCAUCUAUGUCUUACAUUACUCUGCACAUGAUCUCCUCUGAGGAGGUGUGGGUGUGGCAGUGUGGAGCCACCAGGGGGCGACUCUGUCCAAAUCAACCAGAAGCUUCUUUGUCACUAAAGCGGAGCACUUAUACAGCGGGGACCAGCCACCUGUGGUCACUUCCUGUUAUGCCUUUUCAAGAGGUCACCUACCAUUUUCGAGUGUCACAUUCAAGUCUAACGGGAUGUAGCAAUGAAGAUGACGACGUGUCCUCGCAGUGCUCUGAGUACAGUUUCCUCAUUCAAAGCGCAUGCUAAGCAGCGUCAAGAUUCAUGCUAUUCAGCUUCAACUUCUCGUGUCCAUUCGUAUCGCCGCCCGAGAUUCAAAGACUGUUUUAUCUGGGCGAGCUGAUAAAGACGUCUUAUCUGUGUUUGUUCUGCGCAUAUUUGUACAAGACAAAAAGAAAAUGAGCAUUUUUCAAAAAAAUCUUUUUCCGAGAUCACUUAGCCUUAACCUUGAUUAUAUAUUACUGCUUAUAUACACACUUGCACACAUACACACAAACAUUUAUAUAUUAAAUUUCUUUUGAUUUGCCAGGAUAAAAUAUAAACAGGUACCAGUUAGUGACUGCUGGGUGGAGCUCACGCUCUGCAGUCUUUUCUCUCUGCUUCUCUCUGUCUUUAUGUAAAAUUGACUGUUACAUCAUAAAUUGCGCUUGCAGUCAACAUGAAAUCAAAAAGGACCGAAUUUACCCUCUUAAAACAUGUUUUUGUGCAUGAUUCAUUAUUCUAAAGACAUCAGUGGACAUUAUUCACAUUUCCUUUAAAGAGCAAGUCAUAUGGGUUUUUGAAAAAUAUCUCUUGCAGUUUAUA